Molecule: messenger RNA, 2219 nt
Organism: Misgurnus anguillicaudatus (oriental weatherfish)
Lineage: Eukaryota; Metazoa; Chordata; Actinopteri; Cypriniformes; Cobitidae
Source: RefSeq, a predicted model, not a curated record
CCAGGAACCGGAAGUAUGAUCGGUUCGUAGCGCCGAACCCCUAACAUACACGAAGAAAACAACACUAGUGCUUUCUGUCUCUUUAUCAAUGUUGUUUAGACGAACCGGCUGACAACAUUAUAUAUUCUUUCAUGGAUGAAAAGUGUUGAUCUCCUCUGAGGGCACUUAUUCGUGUGAAGGUGCAGUAUUCUGAGUGAAUUAGCAAGGCUAACUGAGCUCCACCAUCAUGACAGUGGCGGUGUUUUUCGGCUGUACGUUCAUCGCUUUCGGACCGGCCAUCUCUUUGUUCCUGUUUACAAUCGCCCGGGAUCCGCUGAAAGUGAUUUUCCUCAUAGCAGGGGCAUUUUUUUGGCUGGUGUCUUUGCUGCUGUCCUCUCUUGUGUGGUUCAUCACAGUUCAGAUCAGCAACAAGGACAGUGCCACCCAGCAGAGAGGACUGCUUAUAUUCGGAGUGGUGCUCUCUGUACUGCUCCAAGAGGCUUUCAGAUUUGGUUACUACAAAUUGCUGAAGAAAGCAAAUGAAGGCCUGUUGGCACUCAGUCAGGAGGACACCAUGCCCAUCUCCAUGCGGCAGCUGGCAUAUGUAUCUGGCCUGGGCUUUGGGUUUAUGAGUGGAGCUUUUUCUGUGGCGAAUAUACUCUCUGACUCUUUGGGUCCGGGGACGGUCGGCAUCCAUGGAGACUCUCAGCAUUACUUCAUAUCAUCGGCUUUUAUGACACUGGCCAUUAUCUUAUUGCAUAUGUUUUGGGGAGUUGUAUUCUUUGAGGCGUGUGAGCGACAGAGAUGGUGGGCUCUUGGAGCUGUGGUUAUCACUCAUCUACUAGUAUCAUGCUUGACGUUUGUGAACCCACACUAUCAAGGCAGUCUGAUCCCAACCUACAUCCUACUGUCCAUCAUGGCAACCUGGGCGUACUUAUGGGCCGGAGGCUCUUUUAGGAACCUAAAGCUCUGCCUCACCUGUAAGGAUAAAGACUUCCUGCUGGCCAACCACAGGCCUAGAUAACCCAUUAACCACAAACAGGACUUUCUCCAAAGACAGGCUCACUGAGCCAAUAGGCCAACAACAUUGUCAGUGGCCUUGAACACUAUUCACUGGGAAGCUUAUGGUUUGGGUAGUCUGCAUAAGAAUGUUUGCCGAUUAACAGGAAUCGUACGUUUGCAAAUCUGGCACUUUCUGUAAAUCCUAUUCCAUUUUCUGUUCUGUAUAUGAGCAAGACCGUGUGCGUUUUAUACUAAUGAAUCCUGUAAACGUCUAAAGCUGCUUUCAUGUCUGAUUCUCACUGUUAGAUGGUUUUGAGCAAGUUGGGUUAUUCUCCCAGUAAAUCUUUUUUCUGUUAUUUUAACUGAUCAGUAAAGCUAUCACUAUCCUCCCAUCAUUCCUGGAAGGCAUUAUUCACCAUUUUAUUGUUGGACAUGUAGCAUUGUGUUUUCUAUUUAAUCCACGUUUCUGUGAUCUUGACUUUUCUUUGAACAUUUGACUUUUUAAAGACCCAUCUCCAUGGGCGUCAGAACCAUUAUAUGUGGGUGGGACAAGACCCACACUUUUUAAGAUCAAUGAUAUUGGACCCACUCACUUUUUCUUUAAUUUAGUGCAUAUGUCUGUUGACUUGUCAGAGCUCCACCAGUCAAAUCCAUUCCACUUGUCUCAUUUAAAGUCCAUACUCCAUACUGUGUUUUCACUACUUGCGCUUGCUGCGCUCUUGCGACACAAUGUAAACAAACCUUUUAGGCUAUAAAAGCAGUUGUUUAAUUAAAAGACAUCUACUUCAGUAAAUGUUUUGGACCCACCCACAGUUUUUUUAGCUUUUUCUGACGCCCAUCUCAGAGGCCCUUGAGUGGUGGUCUUAUUUACUGUUUAUUUCCAACCUAGUGUUACACAAGUUUAAACAGCCCAGAUGAUAAAUGUAGUGGCCAUUCCUUAAAUGAAAACACUUUUAAUUACUGGAACCUGAGAAUUUUAUAUUGAUGUCAUUUUUGACGGUCAUGCGUAGUGACACUUGGCUGUGAAGUGUUUUUUUUUUUUUUGCAUUAAAGUAGCUUAAGAUCAAAUCCAUUAUACUGUAGUCUGCACAUUAUUUUGCUCGUGAAAUGUCUUAUUCGUACUGCAUGAAUUUUCUUUCUCUGUUGCUUAUAAAGCAGCCGGGGAAUUAUUACUUGUGUGUAUUAAAUAAUGAAUCAACCUCAAUCUCACCUAUUAAAGCUUUGUUGUAAAUGGUUCA